Sinocyclocheilus anshuiensis is the source of this 954-nucleotide messenger RNA. RefSeq names its product ras-related protein Rab-1A. The transcript is spliced from 7 exons. Gene Ontology annotation, molecular function: GTP binding; GTPase activity. Lineage: Eukaryota; Metazoa; Chordata; Actinopteri; Cypriniformes; Cyprinidae. The record is from RefSeq and is a predicted model, not a curated record. The coding region runs from base 152 to 760 and encodes 202 amino acids.
CAUUUUGGGUUUCAACCGACUAGCCUUUGCGGUAGUAGCUAGCCAGCUAGUUACUUUUUAAUCGGGAGAAAGGUUAUUGUUUCUAGUCUAUCUUCACGCCGCUGAGUUGUAUUGUUAGAAGACAAGCGGUUUUCACAGUGUCCAGUCCACGAUGAAUCCCGAAUAUGACUAUUUAUUCAAGCUGCUCUUGAUUGGUGACUCUGGUGUUGGAAAGUCUUGCCUUCUUCUCCGAUUUGCAGAUGACACAUAUACAGAAAGCUACAUUAGCACUAUCGGUGUGGACUUUAAAAUAAGAACUAUAGAAUUAGACGGAAAGACCAUCAAACUUCAAAUCUGGGAUACAGCAGGGCAGGAGAGGUUUCGCACAAUCACAUCCAGUUACUACAGAGGAGCACAUGGCAUUAUUGUAGUCUAUGAUGUUACAGAUCAGGAGUCCUUCAAUAAUGUUAAACAGUGGCUACAGGAGAUUGACCGCUAUGCCAGUGAAAAUGUUAACAAGUUAUUGGUUGGCAACAAGUGUGACUUAACAACAAAAAAAGUGGUGGACUACACAACGGCAAAGGAAUUUGCUGAUUCCCUUGGCAUUCCUUUCUUGGAAACUAGUGCUAAGAAUGCCACUAAUGUGGAGCAGGCCUUCAUGACCAUGGCUGCCGAGAUCAAGAAGAGAAUGGGCCCCGGAGCCACAGCUGGGGGUGCUGAGAAGUCUAACGUGAAGAUCCAGAGCACUCCAGUGAAGCCUGCAUCUGGAGGCUGCUGCUGAGGCUUCCUCGACCCCAACCCCCUCACCUCGGCCCAUCAUUUGUUAUGGAGCAAAGAUGGAAUAUGAAGAAAAGAAAGAAUAAAAGAGAGUGUGAAGCAGUCAACAGUUUAAGUUACCCAAGUUGUACUGUAUGUAGCCGCACUACCAAAAACAUUCAAAAAUCUGCUGCCCCCCCCCCCCCCCCCCAGUCCCUU